GCUGUCCUCGGUCGGACACUUUCGUUAUCUAACUAAUAAUAAAAAGUACCCCGAUUGCUCAUUAUUGUAGCUAGUAUAGAUAGGCCUACUGGUAUAAGUAUUAAGUUGACACCUGAACUGAGAAGAACUGAAUCAAAACUCGGGUCGCUUGAGGAUAAAAAAUGUCAUUGACUGUGAUUCUUGCAACUGUACAGAUGUGCAUCUGAAGAAGUCUUCUACCACAGACAUGAACAUGGAAUGUUUCAUCGAAGAUUUGAUUGGUAAAGAUAACUUUUUAGAGGAUGUCGUUCAGGUCACAAGUUUGUUUAAAGCACCACCAUCAUUGGCUUAUGCUGAUGGAAAUUCAAAUACAAUUCACAUUCUUCCAAACCCUGGAAAACUCUCUUUACAAAGAUUUCAAGAAAAGUAUGCACAUUUAUGUGUUGAAGAUGCAUCUCGCCUUAAAAUCUUUUUUGUAAUGACUGAUCAGGAACAUACCACAUUCUUUAAUAAUGAAAAUGAAAACAGCAUGGAUGGCAGCAAACUAUUACGUAAUCUUUUCUGUACUGACAGAGCUCAAGUAAGGUUGAAAUAUUCUGACUUGGUCAAAAGAACCCACAAAAGUGUUGAUCCUCUGUCAGAGUGUCCUCACCAAGACCUACAACAAAACGAAAAUACUUCAAAUGUUGUUCCACUUUCAUCCCUUUGUUUGGUGCCUGAAUCAAGAGAGCAAGCCUCGGUUGUAAACCAGUUGUCUGGUGACUUUUCAAUGAGCAGAAAGCAAGAGCAGUUCAGUGGCAGCUUACAAAAUACUUCAUUUAGAAUAACAGUUUUAUUAUCAGUGGAAAUAAAUGUUGUUACUAGGCGUGUAGAGAGACUAGAAAGGUCUAUCGAUAAAAUAAGUUCUGAUGUUGAUUGUAGUCUAGUCAAACCACAGAACAAAGAAUUUGAUGCAGAUACCGGUCCACUUGUAAGUAAACUUACAAGAGAUGCAGUUAAAGAUGAACGGAAAACCAGUGAGAAGGAAGAGAAAACUUGUGGAGCAAUAAAGAGGAAAGACACACGUAGCAGUAGACUUAUAAAUGAUGUACAUGGGCAGAAUGCUGAACAGGAUCAGUGUAUUGUGCAUAUUAAUGAGACGGCAACCCAGCACACUAAAGCUAAGGGCAACAAUCAUCCUCUUUCAAAAGCAGGAAGAGCAAAAGAUACUUUGAUGAAACUUUUACCUUUGUCAGUUAUGGAAAAGACAAGACGAAAUGCAAAUAUUUCAUCUUCUUAUGAACAACAGCAACUAUUGCGGGAAAUUAUGGAUUUUCCAGAGAAAAGCAUUCAUUUUACAUACAUCAUUGUUUGUCCUUUGUAUAACACAGGCUUUUUCUCAAGAGCACAGUUGCAACAACAGGCGCAAGAACAGCAACAAGAACAGCAAGCUGAGGAACAGCCUGGUACAGCAGGAGGGUGCAGAACACCCCCCAGGCAUCAACAGCAAGAAGCACAACAGCAGGCUGAGGAACAGCCUAGAUAUCCCAUACAGUGCACAGAGGGGUCAGAAAUACAGGACAGGGAAUCGAGAAACUAUGACGUAGUCACCUCAACACGGCCUGUGUUUUCCGACAGGGACUUUGCAAUCGCCACAAAUACCCCACUCACUGUAACCCCCACACUCAAUCUUCCGUACGCCCAGGAGAGGGACCUUCUGGACAGGGUCCAGGGGCAGAGCCAGUACGGCACAGCAGGAGGGGGCAGAACAACCCCAAGGCACCCCCAGUGCCAGGACCAGAUGCCAAGACAAAGGUCAUUUACUCACUGGCCUGCAACAGCCCAUCAGGCACCGGCACGUAUGGUCGUGUACGGACUCUUUUAUACAGGUCAACAAGACCUUGUUCGAUGCUACCAUUGUGGUAUUGGUCUAAUGGACUGGAGUGAUGGGGACGAACCAUUGUUUGAACACAUCAGACAUUCUCCUAACUGUCUGUUCCUGAGGCAGUUAGGAGAACAGCUUCUUAACACAUAUAGGAUUCUGCUCCUGAGGAAGUUGUUAGGAGGACAUCUUCUCAACACAUACAGGGAAAAUCUUGCAGAGGCUCAGAGGAACAAUGAAACAGGCAGAUCACAAGGGAGUGAGCCUCACCCAGCUCAGCAGCUUACAAGAAGAGUGGCGCACACUGGAAUGACCACCCUGGCCCAGCGGUUGGGUACAUUUAAUGAAUGGCCGCAGUCCACCGGUCAGCAACCAGAAGCACUUGCAAAUGCUGGCCUUUUCUUCACAGGUAUCAAUGACAUGGUGCAGGUCGCUGCCAGGCAGGCACAGCUGGAGGAAGAGAUGGUAAAAUCCUGCCUGAAGACAUAUGUAGAAGCUGGUAAUGAGGCUGGCAGGGUUACCAGCUACAAGGUGUGGAAGAAGGAAUCUAUUCGAGGGCUGCCCGACCCAGACUUCCAGAACACAGACACUCUAAUUGAGGACAUUACGAAUGUCUACGAUGACAGAAACACUGACGGACACUUCGAUGACAGGAACACUGACGGACACUACGACGACAGGAACACUGACAGACACUAUGAUGACAGGAACACUGAUGGACACUUUAAUGACAGGAACACUGACAGACACUACGAUGACAGGAACACUGACGGACACUACGAUGACAGGAACACUGAUGGACACUAUGAUGACAGGAACAAUGACGGACUCUAUGCUGAAAGGAACACUGACGGACACUAUGAUGACAGGAACUACAAUGACAGGUUCCCCAACUGCAGCAUUGUUCGCGAGAUGUUGCAAGCGGCUGCUCAGCAGGAACAGUUAGAGGAAGAGGAGUCUGUUGUUGUUCCAGGCCAAGCCAACCUGGACAUGCAGAACACGGACCCGAUUGAGAGGGAUGCUGCCAAAGCUGUGCUUGAAAUGGGCUACUCGAGGGCCGCAGUCCGCCUGGCAAUCCAUGAGUUCAACGGACGCAAUCCCAGCCAAAGAACGCUGAGGUUCACAGCAGAUGAGCUUGUUAAGAUUCUAGCUGGCCGACAGGAGAGGGGAGAGCCGAUACCAGAUGAUGAUACUGAUCCAGAGGAGCAGGGGGCGUUUGGUGGUGCUGCCAUGAACCUCCCAGAAUCUGACCCUAUAGAAGAGAAUAAGCGUCUUAAAGGGAUCCUGAACUGUUUCCAGUGUAAAGAAAAUAACUGUAAUAUUCUACUGUUGCCGUGCACACACCAUUGUUUGUGCGAGCCGUGCGCAGAAAACAUCACCAAUUGUCCGGUGUGCGGAAGGAAGGUGGAGGAGAGAGUGAGAACCCGCGACUCGGGUGCAGAGGACCUUACUCAAUCUGCUAGUGCAAAUCUGCGAAGAUCUAAGAGAACACUUACCGCUCGACGACUCGAGGAAUCCUUCGGAAACUCAGAUGACUCCGAUCAUGACCUGGACUCUACCGCAGGAUACGGAAACCCAGUCGCUCCUAAACGACCUCGGAAAGAUGAUGGCCGAUCCAUGAGGGCUCAGCUACAGGCCAAGGACGAUGCUAUACAGCUGCUGGAGAUCAAGUACGAUGCCACCAUUCGGGAGCUGGAGAACUUUUAG
Mya arenaria is the source of this 3547-nucleotide messenger RNA. RefSeq lists its product as uncharacterized. Gene Ontology annotation, biological process: regulation of cell cycle. Lineage: Eukaryota; Metazoa; Mollusca; Bivalvia; Myida; Myidae. The transcript has 18 exons. Gene Ontology annotation, cellular component: spindle microtubule; nucleus; cytoplasm. Bases 227 to 3547 code for a protein of 1106 amino acids. The record is from RefSeq and is a predicted model, not a curated record.